Molecule: messenger RNA, 2520 nt
Organism: Rhopalosiphum maidis (corn leaf aphid)
Lineage: Eukaryota; Metazoa; Arthropoda; Insecta; Hemiptera; Aphididae
Product: glycerate kinase
Exons: 2
Coding region: 617-2158 (513 amino acids)
Biological process (GO): protein phosphorylation
Cellular component (GO): cytoplasm
Molecular function (GO): glycerate kinase activity
Source: RefSeq, a predicted model, not a curated record
UGGUCACAUGCCAGAUUAUUUACUAUUAUAGUAAUAUAGUCAAUAAUAGACUUUAGCAAAUAAAUACAAGACUUAAAACUGUGGGCCGACACUGGGUAGAGAAUUGAUCCGGUGCUCCAAUCGCACAUUCUAGAAGCAUCUGAACUUGAGAAAUUAACGAAAAUAUCAACAUACACAGUCGGUAUACUUUUAUGGAAAGGUGCUGUGUACUUUGUACAAUUGUAUUGACUUGGACAAAAAACGGCUUUCACGUUUUUCGUAUGUCUGUCAAACUUUCGCGCUCAGAAUUUGAAUUAUAAUAUAAUAUCACGGCAGUGCGCGGUGGUUCGAACGAAUUCUGUCGACGAUAGGUAUUGAUAAGGACGUUAUGUCGUUUAGUUCUACGCAAUAAUUACUAUUCCUCGCCAAUACAAUAAAUUAUUAUCUAUCAUCAUAACGAGGUAAUAACAAUAUUGUAUGUAUCAUUUCCGUCGUCCGCAGUCCGCACAAACGGUCUCGUCGCGGGUGAAAACCAACACGCCCACAUUCAAAGGCCGACAAUAUUUUUCCGUCGACUCGACCAGUGAAUUUCGUCUACUCGUACAUCUGCGUACGAAUAAUGAGACUGCAAUAGACAAUGUGCUCGGAGCACGACCGUUUGGCGGACAUGAAGAAAUACGCGGUGAAGGUUUUCGGAGAAUGCGUCAGAUCGGCGUCGCCCAGGAACAUCGUCAGAAACGCGCUGAGAUUCGAUUCGAACAAGCUUUACGUCGACUCUACGGCGUACAGCGUGCCCGGCGACGUGUACGCGGUCGGCUUCGGCAAAGCGGUGCUGAACAUGGCCCUAGAAGUGGAGGACGUGCUGAACGGCCGUCUCAAGGAGGCCGUGGUCAGUGUUCCGUUCGGUACCCAAUGGCCCGGCAAGCCGGAGCACUCCAGGGUGUGCGCCAUGGAGGCGGCCAAGAACAACGUGCCCGAUCAGCAGUCCGUGGACAACACCGAUCGCAUCGCGCGUACCGUUUCGCGUCUGCGGGCUGGCGAUCUGCUCGUCGUGCUGAUAUCGGGCGGCGGCUCGGCGCUGUUGUGUUCGCCGACCGUGCCGCUCGGCGACAAGAUCCUCGCCACCAAGCUGCUGUCGUCGGCCGGCGCGUCCAUCGAACAGCUGAACGCCGUGCGGAAGGCGCUGUCCCGGGUCAAGGGCGGCAGACUGAUCGGCUCGGUCCGGCCGGAGUGUCCCGUGGUGUCGCUGAUCCUGUCCGACGUGGUGGGCGACCCGUUGACCGCCAUCGCCAGCGGACCGACCGUGCCCAACGGCGAUCCCGACCACCUGCCGAUGAGCAUCGUCGACGGUUUCGGGCUGCGGGACGAGAUGCCUGAGACCGUGGUCGACGCGCUCCUGCGAAACGCAUCGUUCACCGGCACCGCGGCGCGAUUCGACCGGGUCCACAAUCACGUCAUCGGCAACAACGCGAUCGCGCUCCGGGCGGGCGUCCAAUACGCCGGCCGAGACUUCGAGGCCGUGCUGCUGACGACGUCCAUCCGCGGUGAUGUGGCCGCGGUGUCGGCGUUUUACUCGGAUCUCGUGGCGUACGUGUGCGACGUGUACGCGGACGGCGCGACGGACGCGAAACGCAAAGAACGGCUGAAGGUUUCGUCGUCGUCCGUAGUCGGUGGUGGCGGCGGCGGCGGCGGCGUUGACGUCGAACACCUCACCGACAGCGUGGUGGAAGCGUCGUCCCGCGGCCGCGGCCUGUGCAUACUGAGCGGCGGCGAGCCCACGGUCGUGGUCCGGGGCAGCGGCCUGGGCGGCAGAAACCAAGAGCUGGCGCUGAGGGUGGCCUUGGACUUGGGCACGGCGAGACGUCGGCACGACAGCCUGUGCCGGUUCGACGUGCUGUUCUUCAGCGGCGGCACCGACGGCAUAGACGGUCCGACGGACGCGUGCGGGGCGUUCGGUUAUCCGGCACUGGUGGACGCGGCGCUGUCCCGGGGCCUGGACCCCUCGCUGUACGUCCACGACAACGACAGCUACGGGUUUUAUUCGGCACUAGACGGCGGCGGUGUUGGCGAUCUGCUGAAAAUCGGGCACACCGGCACAAACGUGAUGGACGUACACGUUUUGAUCGUCAAGCCGAAGUUAAAUUCGUGUUCCACCGCGAAAACCGAUUACCAAUCGUGACGAGUCCGUGCUUGUGCCAGUAGAAGAUUUCGCUUUUUGACGACACAAAUGCCUAAAUAAUUAUUUAUAGUAAUAAUUAUUUUUUAAUGUUAGACGAUAAUUCAUCAACGAUAAAACAUUGAGAUGUGACAAUAAAACAAUGCUUGUUAUUCUUAAAAUGUAUCCCUAAUAUUAUGUUCUUCUAUGUUUAUGUGCUACUAUGGUAUAGAAUAUGCAUAAUAUGACGCAAGACCUUAACCAUGAACAGUGUAAAUGACGAACGGUGCCGAACAGCCGAACUGAGAUAAACUCACAUCUCUGUUACGCGUUUACAAUAAACCUAUAAAAAAAUAAUGAUGGUCAGUAAACAGUAAAAGUAAAAA